UUUUAUUUACAGUUUGCAGUCUGUUAAAAAUUUUUUUGAGGCGUUUAUUGACGAGAAUAAUAUUAUAUAUUAAAUUAUAUUGAAUGAUACCCAAAUGUCUCCUAAGAAAAAAACUUCCACCGGGUUGAUUUCUGGUGAGCAAAAACUAACUCGGCUACGGAGAAAAUGUAUAGUCAAAAAUUCAAGCAAAGUUUGCAAGGAUGAUUUAGGUGGCGACAUCGUGAUCAGCUGCAAAACAGAUAUAAAACCAGUGACCAGAGGCAUAAAAAGAAAAGGUACCCAAAAUAAAAUUGAAGCUGUUAACAAUGAACAGGCAGCAAAUGACAGUAAAAAUACUGAAAUAAAUUCUUCAAAUAAUAAUCAAACUCUUGAUAAGAAAAGAAGAAUUACUCGUAAACUAGACAUUAAGUCUAGUAAUGUCGCCAGAAAUCGUAAAAGAAAUGCUCAAGUAAAGAAAAAAGAAAAGAGUGAUGUAAAAUCUAAACCUCUGACAUUAAAAUGUAAAGUAAAUCCUAAAGAUCUUAAAAUUGUAAAAACAUUUGUCAAUGACUAUGUACCUGAUGAAGUUCCUAUAGAAAAUGAGACUAACUCAGAGAUGCCAACAAUAAAUACAACCACUAAAUGUUUUGAUGCUUUACCAUCUGAUAAUCUUAAAAAAAAUCCAUUUAUAAAACUUAAAAAACUUGUAAUUGAUAAUAGCAGUUAUAUAAGAGAUAAGUCUGAAAAAUCUUUGGAAAAUAACAAUAAUUCUAAUACUAGUGGACAAAGUAAUUGUGGGAAUAAUAUUGACCUUAGUUCAGAUGCUUUAUGCCAAGAUACAUCACCGAGUGGAGACCCCUCUCAGGAGAUGGAAUUAGACCCGUUGCAUUUCUUAGAUCACUACACAUCAAUGUUACACCAAUAUACUGGAUUCAGUGUUGAAAAGAAUGUUGACUUUUCGAAAAAAAAAUUGAAUUUAAAUAUACAAACAGAAGAAUUAAAAAUUAUUAAAUUUGGAGGAAUAAUUAGAAGUGAUGCUUCUUCAAGUAGUGAUAAUGUUGAUAAAGAAUCAAUAUCACUACAAAUAAAUGUGAAAAAAUUAAACAACACACCCAAACCAAACGUUACAGAGCAAGUACCUGAAGCUGUUAUAGAAGGAUCAGAUUAUGAUCCAGAAAAUUUUGAUAAUACUAACGAUGAUGAUGAUGACGACACCAUAUCACUUUUUGCUGAAAGCAUUUCAAAUUUUGAAACUAACUCUAUAGUGUCUUACAAUUCUAAAGUAGAUAAGAAUGAACCUAUUGUUGAUAUUAGAGAUGAUACUGGCAUCUUCAAAAUCCCAAAACCAGUAGUACUUAAACAGUGUAUUCAGGUUUGUGAGAAACAAAAAGCCGACUCAACAUCAUUUGGACUAUCUGAUAUUUCUGGUAAAAAAAUUGAGUAUAUUAAACCUGAAACUAAACUCAACAACAAGUUUACUACUAAAACAACAAAAAGUCACAUUUUAUCACCAGUCUUGCCAGGAUCAGACAUACCAUUGAAACUUAUAAGAAGUACUGUCUUUAAGGGCUUCUGCAUUUUCAACAUAGUGAAAAUUUGCAAGAAUAGUAUUUGUCAUUUCCCACACACUACUCCGACACAACGUUUUGUAAGUGAAAAGUUAAUUGAAUUGACUAAAAAACAAUUCCAACAAGAAUUUCAAAUGGUAUGUAAUCAGGCUCAAUUAUUAAGGUUAUAUGGACUUGUAUAUAUAAAUGAAGGAAUUCGUCGAAAAAAUUAUAGAAUAGUAGUAAAAAUAACAUUACAUGCUUUAAUUAGUUUUGAACAUACCCAAGAAAAGCAAAUGCUAACUGAAAUAGUGGAAAGGACGUUGUUAUAUUUGAAUCAAGUGGAUUUGAGUAAAAUUAGUGACUUAUUGAUUUCCGAAUUUAAUCCAGGUGUUUAUGUGUGUGAUAAGUUUUUGGAAGUAAUAGGACAAACUCAAAACUUCUCUAGAUUUAAAGAAGUGUUUGUGAAGUUGGCAAUAUUAAUGUGUCAACGAAAUAGGACUUUUAACAGUGAGACAGUGUUGCAGAUUGUAGAAAGGUUGUGUAUUUUGCCGUAUUCGUCUGAUUUAGCGCAAGCGGUUAUUGAAAUAUUGAAGAGGACUGAUAGGGUAGUGUUUUGUAAUUCAUUGAUUAAUGUUUUUGAGCAAAAACUUUUGAAAUUUGACAAUCAGUUGCAUAAAGAAUAUAUUAAGUUAAGAGACUCAUCUAGUAAUCAGUGCACAAGAAUAGAUAAUGGUGAUACAGUGUGGAAUAUAUCUGAUAAUGCCAUCAGGUGCUCUCCAGAUACUACAAACAAAGACAAUCUGGAUAGACAUGAAUAUGUGGAACCAGACGCAUUUCAACCGCAUAGGCCUCAAUUCAUUUGGGGCAGUCCGGCUCCUAUUAACCAAUUCUCCAGAACAUUUAGACCUGGAACUCCACAGAUACCACCAUUCAUUAGUCAACGUUUUACCUCACAACAGAAUAUACCUCCAAAGAAAAAUAAAAGGCCGUAUAGUGAUCUUAAUAUGUAAAUGUAUGGUACAAUUGUUUAUAACUCUGUGGUGAAAAUCUGAGUCUCUGGUGUUACCUAUGAACAGUCUCUGUUAUCUUUGAAAAGUUUAUCAAAAUGCAUAGACAGAAUAGAUAAUUCAAUUUUGUUGUGGCAUUAAAUUUUUUAUCUGUAGCCUUAACACGAACAAUGAAAUUGUCGGAAUAUUUUUAAGUUUUAUGAAUAAAUUAAAAUUAUUAAUCUUUAAGCAAAACUCCUUGUUCAGAUGAGGUCAUGACCCCUAUGGCCGUUCCUUUGGUCCUACAUAUUUAUGCGUAUUUGGAACGAUAGCGAAGAAGUACCUAUAGUAAUGUAUCAAUAACAAACGUAUAAAAAGGGAUUUAGUAUAUUAUAUUAUGUAGUCGCGUUUAGUACCAAAUACGCCCAUGUUGCUCAGGCUCUCAUAAAAUAAUCAUACAAAAUAAAAUCUUACAUUUACACAUUGUUCAGAAUGUAAACAUUCAACAUACUAAACUACUGUUACAUAGUGUACGGGUACUGUAUGUUUAUAUAAUUACUUGUUUUUUUGAUAAUUGAAAUUGUAUAUUAUGCUUUAUGUAAAAAAAGGUUGUAGCUAUAGUACAUAUCUGUAGAGUGGUACUUAUUCUUAAUUUGCAAGACAAGAUAAAUUCGUGUAUCAAACCUAGGACAUUUGCCUUACGGAAUCGUGCCUUUAGUUAUGAUUUUGGUUUGUGUUGGAUGACGGCAGUAGUUUGGGUAUAGUAGAUUUCCAAUUUUAUAAUUUAACUAACAUGAUAUGAAUCUCUUUUAAGAUCCUAUUUUUACAUGUAACUUCAACAAUUUUUAAACAUUUGACCAAAAUUAUAAAAAUAAAAUAAAAAAAAAUAUUUGUUCGCUCUUUACACUCAUAUUUGAUCAUCAAUAUAAAGUAUUUAAAACCGUUCAAAUAAUAUUCAAAUAUACAUGUCUAUGUUUAAAACAUAUCAAAUAGCCUUUUUAAUAUUUUAAAAACGGGUGUAAGUUAAAAUCUUAACCUUAGCUCUAACCAAUAUCCUAUGGCACAGUUGAACUGUCAUUUUCAUACAAAUGUAUAUUCAUAUACACCGCUCCGACCUACCAUGGAUAGCUUGUAUCGACAAAUGGCUAUUACAAUCCGUCGAUUAUUGGCACACUUAUCAAUAUUUGUAUUAAUCUCAGCUGGGCAUAAAUGGAUUGAGAUAGGUUGUUGGGUAUGGGGGUAAAGAGUGGACAAAAACUGUUACUUUUAUUACUAAAAAUUUAAAUCCUGUGAGCAAAGUGAGAUCUAGGAAGUAUAAAGUACCAGUGAUUUUUAGCUAAGUUUUUUUCCACAUUUGUUGCCAAAUGAUGUACCUACGUCUUGAAUUUAAUUUGCACGGUAUUUAAAUAUGAUAUCAUAUUAAGCGAUAACUAGUCUUAGCUUAAGCAUAUUUAGAGUGUCUAAGAGCUUUAUAUUUUCUUACCGAGAAUUUAUAAAUUUAAAUACCUCAAUAAUGGAAUCCAUUAAGUAAUACGUUUUCAUCCACCACUCGUAUCACAUACAACUUCGCGCGUAUUUGGAACUACGCGAAACGAUUAGCUUUCGGUUAGUUCCGUGUAUGCCAUCGGAGUUGUUUUGGUUGCAUAGUAAAACUAAGGGGUUGGUAAUAUUUAACGAGACUUGUUUUUUUUUUUAUUUAUGCAAACGGGCGGGAGGCUCACCUGAUGUGCGAAUGCGUUGCCGGCCUCUUAAAAUUGUUUUGAAGAAUUGUGUAAGUUUUCACGAGUGAGGUUGAGAUCUACUUCGAUUGUUUUUAAAAAGAGAGCUGUCGAAGAAUUACAUUAUCGUAUGCUUGACAAAACAAUCGUUGAGAUAACAGAGGGACAGAUGGCAACCCAGAUAAGUCAUUCUCCAGAACAUUGCAUAUUGUUUCUCCAUCAUUUUGGUCUGUUUCGCAUUGGAAGGCAGAUCUUUUAUUUAAGAUAAUCGUUUAUAUUAGACUAUUGUGUUGUAAAUCUUAACUGAAAUAAACUGGCAAUUUUUAAUAGAUUAGCAACAAGCAAAAGUGCUUUAUCUAUUAAAAAAGUUCCUAUUAAUACAUCGACAUAUUAAUACAUAAAGUAUUAAUACAUCAACGACUUAAAUUAUGUAUAGUAAGUCAAAAAACUCAUGGCAAUGUCUGAACAAAAGUUUAUUUCAAUUUUUACAGGACACAAGAUUAUCUUAACUAUGCAAAAAACAAAAGCAGUAUUUUUUGCCAUUAGUUUUGACUCAAUAAAAGUUUGAGCUUAAAACCUGUUGAAAAUCGUAUUAAGUUAUUUUGAAAAUAAAGUAUUUUCAUAUA
Pieris rapae (cabbage white) is the source of this 4859-nucleotide messenger RNA. RefSeq lists its product as uncharacterized. The coding region runs from base 95 to 2539 and encodes 814 amino acids. NCBI's taxonomy places the organism in Eukaryota, Metazoa, Arthropoda, Insecta, Lepidoptera, Pieridae. The record is from RefSeq and is a predicted model, not a curated record. The transcript has 5 exons.